AUGACAAGCAGCUCAUUCAAGGAGUGUGAAACAAACAUUCACAUCUGCGAAUCGACUGCCUACAGACGACUGAUGAAGUACGGCCUUUGCGACCGCGGAAUCGUGCCUCAGUUCUAUGGGACAAUGGAACGGAUGGACUUAUUCCAGUAUCAACCUCACCUGAAGAUGUUUCUUAAUGACAAGAAUCCUCCAAGCGCCAUCUUCUUGGGGAACAUUCCUAGAAUGGAAAUGAUCCAUCCGCACUAUUUUACAAAGGAGUUGGGAGAGGCUUUGACCUGUGGCAUCCGAGAGAUUCACAGAGCGUUAGUUCUACAUUGUGACGUCAAAUCUAGGAACGUGAUGAUUGUCAGGAAUGACCCGGAAAGAGUGAUCUGGGUAAACUUUGACAGAGCUCAGACCUACCACGCAGAUAGCCUUACUGAAAGGCAACAAGGAUGUAUUGAGGAUGAAGAGCUGAUGGUGUCUCAACUCGCAGACUCCCUAGAAGCUGAUCUGAUGUUUUUGGUUGACGGGCUGCCUUCAGAUGAAAGGAUCACAACUUCAAAAGCGCACCUCCAACUGCAGCCUUGUUGUUUCAUCAAUCUCAGCCGCUCACCGAGCCCUGUUGCUUGGAUAUCUGUCGAAAUCAUCUUCCAGGAAACGCAGAUCUCCGGACAAGGGGAUGCAGGCGUCCAAAAGAUCACGUUCCGCAUUAAUCAACCGUCGAAGGCCACUCAGCAGGAGAAUGAACUAGCUUUCUCCGUUCAGUCAGCGCACGAGCCAAGCCCCUUUGACAUGAAUGGCAAGGAACCCUAUGACAACCGUAUCCUCUGCUGUCUGGCGCACCCGUCUCUUUACCCGGAUGGGAACAUCCUUCAUCAGGAUAUUUCUGAGAAAAACAUAAUAAUAACUGACCCUGAAAAGGCGGAUGGUCACUCUGGCAUGCUAAUUGAUCUGGACCUUGCCAAAGAAUUUGGCAGCGAGCGCAGCGGCGCACAGCACCAGACCGGCAUGAUGGAGUUCAUGGCGAUCGAGGUGCUGCUUAAUGUCGACCAUACCUAUCAUCAUGAUCUUGAGUUGUUCUUCUACGUGCCUAUCUGGCAAUGUGCCCAUCACGGUUGGGAAAACAGCAUGCUGAAAAAGUCUUAUAGUAGCACAAUUGCAACUUAUAAACGAGGCAACAUGAAAGCUGGCGGAUUUGAAUAUCUUUUUUCAGGAGUUUCCACUGGAAUUCGAGUGCAUCAAGCCUCCUUGCAGGACUAUCAAGCCGGACGAGGGAUGCUUCGUAGGCUAGAGUUGAGAGCUGGGCGUCAGGGUAUCCUGAAGUCUGCAAUACUAAAAGGAUUUCAGAUGGCAUGUGGGAAUGCCAGGCGCACCGGAUUCAAGGGUUAA
Molecule: messenger RNA, 1371 nt
Organism: Paracoccidioides brasiliensis Pb18
Exons: 5
Coding region: 1-1371 (456 amino acids)
Source: RefSeq, a predicted model, not a curated record